Molecule: messenger RNA, 1139 nt
Organism: Physcomitrium patens
Lineage: Eukaryota; Viridiplantae; Streptophyta; Bryopsida; Funariales; Funariaceae
Product: NAD(P)H dehydrogenase (quinone) FQR1
Cellular component (GO): membrane
Molecular function (GO): FMN binding; NAD(P)H dehydrogenase (quinone) activity
Source: RefSeq, a predicted model, not a curated record
CCGUACUUUUGGGGGGAGUCUAGUCGAGUCGAGAAUUGGGUCGGAGCUGUAGCCAGAAUACAACCAAAGGAGCAUAAUAUGUAUAUAUUACGCAUGGACAUAUGCUCUGCAUGCAGCACAACAGCAACACAUUUCUCCUCCUCUUCAUCCUCUUCUUCCUCCUCGGGGUUCUCGUGUUGUGACCCUCGCUGUCGUCGUCCCAGACUCAUCCUCCCCUUUUGGUUUGUUUCCAGCAGUGCCUUUUUCCUUCACACAACUGUUCACUGCACGCCGCUACGCGCUUCGUCAAUAUGGCUGUCAAGGUUUAUAUUGUAUACUAUUCCAUGUAUGGGCACAUAGAAACUCUGGCCAAGGAAAUAAAGAAGGGUGCUGAGAGCGUAGAGGGUGUCGAAGCGAGUUUGUACCAGGUGCCUGAGACUUUGCCGGAGGAGGUUUUGGGGAAGAUGGGCGCGCCACAGAAGUCCGAGGUGCCUCACAUCAGCCCUGCAGAUUUACCCAAUGCCGAUGGGUUCCUCUUCGGGUUUCCCACCCGAUACGGCAUGAUGGCGGCCCAAUUCAAAGCAUUCUUGGAUGCCACCGGUGGGUUGUGGAGGACACAAUCGCUUGCUGGAAAGCCCGCGGGGAUCUUUAUCAGCACAGGUUCUCAAGGAGGUGGCCAGGAAACCACUGCAUUGACAGCCAUAACGCAGUUAACACAUCACGGGAUGAUCUUCGUACCGAUUGGUUAUACAUUCGGAGCUGGUAUGUUUGAGAUCAAUGAGGUAAAGGGCGGCUCGCCAUACGGAGCUGGUACACUUGCGGGCGAUGGAACUAGGCAACCCACAAAGCUGGAGCUGGAACAAGCUUUCUACCAGGGGAAGUACACCGCCGAGAUCACGAAGAAGUUGAAGCAGUGAAACCAUAGGUUGUGCUUGGCCUUGGAGGCGUGACUGGGAUAGAUCUGGGAUUGAGAUAUAUUGGAUUAGAGAUAAGAAUGCUUGGAGGUGGAUGGAGAUGCAUCACCGGCGGCGACAGUUGUGUCGGAUGUGUUGCCCUUGUUGGAUCCCAGUUGUAAAUACAAAAGUCUCUUGUGUUGUGUUACCUGAACGGAUCCUCGUAGAUAACCUAAAAUCAAAUCAAAGCAAAUAAUUUGAACCUUA